AUGAUAGUUUCCAAGAACGCGGCAGUAUUGGAUAACAAAAAGGAGACUGCAAAUGAUGCCGGGGUGGAGAGGAUCAUUGCUGUUCAGAACAAUAUUGACACGAAAGCUAAAUUCACGCAAACGUGUAAAUUCUGGAACGAAGAAAAAUUAAAAAAUGUAUAUACCGAGGAAAAAGAUAAUGCGAGUCGUUCUACUCCGUCAUUAUUUUACGAUGAACACAAAAAAUGUAUGAGUUUUGUUGAAGAGCCAGCACCUCAAUGGUUGAUCGAAGAAGCCCUCAGCAGAGGGAAUGAGGUAUGCAAAGACUUGAAAUCGGCCAAUAAAGAAAUCGACUAUGAAAAUGUUAUUUUCGAUUUGAAGAAUAAACUUAACGAGACUAAAGUCGAGCUCGAAGAAGCGAUAAGAAAGAAAAAUUUCGUUAAAGAAAAAUAUAAAAGGAUCGCGGAAAAUGUACAAAUGGAAGCUUGUAAGAAGAACGAAGUGUUGCAAAAAAAGAUCAUACAAAUCUGCACUUCGGUUUUGGAAAAAUUAGGAUCAUCUUCAUUGUCGAAUAAUAAAGGAAAUGGGUCUCAAAAUAAUAAUCGUAGAUCUUCGAGAUAUUUUGGGAAAUUAUCGAAACGAUUAUAUAAAAAAUUACGAGUUGCAAUUUCAACUUCGAAAAAGCUAAAGCGUGAAUUAUCGAAAACACGAAAGGAAUUGAAAAGCAAGUCGAAUGAUUAUGAAUCAGUAAACAAAUGUUUUACAAUUUUAAAACAAGAAAUGGAAACUACCGAGACGAAUUUGAAUGAUCUAAUAAACGAGAAUGCAACUCUUCGUAAAAAAUUCGAGGAUAUGAAAGAAUGGAUGGAAUUGAAGAUUGGUAAGGAACAAAACGAAAGGAUCAGUGUCACGCAAAUGCGUGAAUUACCGAAAUACAGAGAACUAGCUAAUUUAAAGAAAAAAUCUGAAGAAGAUUGCGCAACUAUCAAACAACUUCAUAACAAAUUAUUACGAUCGGAAUCAGCAAACGCCAAUAAAGGAUUUUUACUGAACAGUUACAAAGGUCAAAUAUCGGACCUUGCCAAGGAAAAAGAUCUAUUUACGUCUAAGAUCAAAGAAUUGGAAAACGAAUUGACUGCACUUAGAACCAGCAACGCACAACUCAAAGCCAAAAUUUCUUUAAUAAACGAGGAGAAGUUAAACCUUGCUUGCAAAAUGGAAAAAUCUGAAACGGAUUUAAAACAACAGAUCGAAUCCCAGAUAAAUCGAAAGCACGAGGAAUCGAUGCAGGAGGAGAUUAAUGCUAUUAAAAUGAAAUGCGAGGACGCGAUCAAAGUUUUGAAAGAAAAAUUAAUCACUUUCGAGAAUAAAAACAUCGAAUAUUCAAAAGCCAUCAAAGAAUUUUUGAAAAAAAUUCACGAUCAUUGCGACGAACGAAAUAGUGAAAAGACGAAUUUUUAUGGGAGCGAAGAAAGCGAGAGAGAAGCACACGAGACAGCUUGUAAUAUUUUGAACAUGACACCCGAAGAAUUGACAAACUUUAUGAAUGGAAAACCUAACACGGUCAACAACACUUGGCUAACAGAUUUGAACAAGAUCACGUCGAAGAACAAUUUCUCAGAUGGUUUGGCUAAAUUUCUAUUCAAAACAACGCUCGACAAAAUUUAUACAUCAGCUUGAAAAAAAAAAAAAGAAAGAAA
Messenger RNA from Vespula vulgaris, 1679 nucleotides. RefSeq lists its product as uncharacterized. Lineage: Eukaryota; Metazoa; Arthropoda; Insecta; Hymenoptera; Vespidae. The record is from RefSeq and is a predicted model, not a curated record. Bases 1 to 1659 code for a protein of 552 amino acids. The transcript has 12 exons.